Molecule: messenger RNA, 1574 nt
Organism: Limulus polyphemus (Atlantic horseshoe crab)
Lineage: Eukaryota; Metazoa; Arthropoda; Merostomata; Xiphosura; Limulidae
Product: leukocyte elastase inhibitor-like
Exons: 1
Coding region: 1-1266 (421 amino acids)
Molecular function (GO): serine-type endopeptidase inhibitor activity
Source: RefSeq, a predicted model, not a curated record
AUGGGAGCCAUUUCAUUUCUACAUACUUUAUGCCUUAUGUGGGUCCUUUUUGAUCCAAUUAUGCUACAAUGCAUUUCUGAUAAUGACACUACUGGACCUCAAAAGGAUAUUGAUAUCACUGUUCGCGCAUAUUUAAACGGUUCGUUAAAUUUCGGACUUCAGAUGUUUCGCGUUCUUCAAGCGGAACAUAAUGACCAAACGUCCAGCGGAUUAUUCUUUAGUCCUUUCAGCGUUUGGUCAGCUCUGGCCGUUACUUUUAUCGGUACCAAAGGACAUACAGAGCAUGAAUUAAGCUGUAUUCUAGGAAUUCGACACGUGGACAAGGCCUUCAGCGCCGUUGCCUACAAAUCUAUCCAGUUUUGGUACAAAGAACGUAGUGAAAAAAGCGACAUCUUCCGGUUAGCCAAUCAGCUCUAUUUUCAGUAUGAUAUUCCACUUCGUGAGUGUUUAGUAGAUUACUUUGAAAACGAUGUCAGCCGGUUAGAUUUUCGUCGCUACCCUGAACAAGCACGGCUGACCAUUAACGAAUGGGUCAAAGAACAGACUAAUUGCAAAAUCGAAAAUUUCCUUCCAUAUUUUAGUAUUAAUUCGAUGACUAAUUUUGUUAUAGCUAACGCUGUUUAUUUUAAAGGUGCUUGGAGGCAACAAUUUGAAAUCCAAAAGACACGCCCAGGUAUUUUCACAACUGCGGUUGGCAUGGAUAUAGCGAGUUGGAUGAUGAACAUGCGCGGAACAUUUCUCUACGGAGUCAACGAAGUCUUGGAAUGUCAGGUUCUAGAACUACCAUUCUCCGGAGAUGAUUUUAGUAUGGUGAUUUUACUCCCAAAGAAUCGUUAUUUUGGCGUCGACAGUCUGUCGCGUCUCAUCACUCCUGAUCAAGUUUCUAACAUAUUUUUCUCUGUCUACCCAACUGAUGUAUGGGUUUCUCUUCCGAAGUUCCGAUCUGAAAGUAACUUUGAUCUUACAUUCGUCUUACAAAAGAUGGGCCUGAGAGACAUAUUUAGUCCCCGAUAUGCCAAUUUGUCUGGCUUCACCGAAAAGCAAGAAGUGAUUACAGUCGACGCUGUUCAUCACAAAGCUUUCAUAGAAGUGAACGAGGAAGGUGCAGAGGCAGCAGCGGCUACGGGGAUACUAGCAGCUCGCUCGGCAAGACCGAGAAGACCAGUAGUGUUCAUAGCUGAUCAUCCAUUUUUCUAUUAUAUCCGUGACAAUUUAUCCAACAUUAUUCUCUUUAUGGGCACUGUGGUACAUCCAAUGUAUGACUGAUGACUAAGUGAAUACAGACUCGAUGCCUCAAGUUGAAAAUCCAGAAAGUGCAAUGACACGAGGUAAAAAGACUAUAAGAGUAAUGGGCCAGCAGAUUCGGAGCAGAAAGCGUGAAAUUUCCCUAUUUUCUAUAUGGUGUAACUGCUAAGCAUAAGGAAACCAUUUAAAAAGCACUACCAAAACUGUAGAUGUAAGUGUGGGAAAGGAUAUGAACCUGACAGUUCAAGAAAAUUACCCUCAAAAGUUUUAUGGUAAAUAAUCAAGCAACAUCUCUGUAUGUUUAUAUAUUUGUCAGGUUUUUACGUAUA